Messenger RNA from Xenopus laevis (African clawed frog), 1742 nucleotides. It is a transcript of the gene rs1.L, whose product is annotated as retinoschisin 1 L homeolog. The transcript is spliced from 6 exons. The coding region runs from base 955 to 1596 and encodes 213 amino acids. The record is from RefSeq and is a predicted model, not a curated record. NCBI's taxonomy places the organism in Eukaryota, Metazoa, Chordata, Amphibia, Anura, Pipidae.
GACUAAACUCGCUUUCUCUUUAAUUGUCAUAACAUUUAUUAAAAGAUCCAAUUUAAAAAGCACGAAUGGUAAAAAAGUGCUUAACAAAUAACAAUCCCCAAAAAAAAACCUUGAAAAUUUUUAAUUUUUUUGGACAAUUCCUAGCAAAAAAAAAAAAAAAAUCCGAAAACAUCAAAGUCCUAAUUGAUUAAAAAUGGUCCAAUAGGAUCUGCGCAGCUCCCAUUGACUUCUAUAGGACCAUGACAACGUUAACCUGGUGAAUUUUUCAUUAGAGUUUGUCUUGGUUUUUACACUUAAUAAAUGUUGAAUUUGUAGAGUUACAGAAAUAUAGAAAAUGCAUACAUUUUUAGAAAUUUGUGGAAACAAUUUUGUUAAUAAAUACCCCCCCCCCAAUCUUUCUGUAUUUUAACUAGGGAUGCACGGAAUCCAGGAUUCUGCCUUUUUCAGCAGGAUUCGGGCGAAGAAAGUAAAUAAUAUUUUCCCCUUCCUACCCCUAAUUUGCAUAUGCAAAUUAAGUUUCUGUUCAGUAUUCGGCUGAACCUUUCGCGAAGGAUUUGGGGGUUUCGGCCGAAUCCAAAAUAGUGGAUUUGGUGCAUCCCUAAUUUUAACUGUGGUGUAGAGGGUAAACUACAGCAUACAUAUGCUUCUCCUGCAGGCCCUGGAGUAUGGGACUGGAACUGUAACAUGAAGUUUCUUCUCCUUGAAUUGAAAGUAACAUGAUUAAGUGUGUAUAUGAGGAGAGUGUAUAAAAUGUGCCUGUGAGGAGUGACGUGGGAUAAGGGUAUGGAAUAGAAGUGUAAGCUAGAGAUUUAUGAGCAGUGUCACAGGUAUGGGAUAGGGUGACCCUAAAGGAAAGACUAAUAAAAUCAGCUUAAAGUGCUUAAUUAGGGAAGGCUUAAAUUGCUCUUGUGCUCGGCCAUCAUAUGAAUAUUGUUGAAUGAAAAGGCAGCAGAGAUGGAGCUCCACUGGAACAAUGUACUGGGUCUACUUUUUCUGCUUGAAGUGAUGCCAAAUGAAUGGCAAAGUAUAAGUGGCAAGUUUGAGGGCCAGGGCGGCUCUGGAUCCUCUCUGAUUAGCCGUGUAAUUGCAUCAGACUGUAUGCCAGAAUGUCCAUAUCAUAAACCUUUAGGAUUUGAAUCAGGGGCCGUGAUUUCAGAUCAGAUGAGCUGUUCCAAUCAGGAUCAGUACACAGGAUGGUACUCGUCAUGGACUGCCAACAAGGCAAGACUUAAUGGCCAAGGAUUUGGUUGUGCAUGGCUGUCAAAAUUCCAAGAUAAUGGGCAGUGGCUUCAGAUUGAUUUUAAGGAAAUCAAGGUGAUUUCGGGCAUAAUGACACAGGGAAGGUGUGACAUAGACGAGUGGAUGACUAAAUACAGUGUUCAGUAUAAAACUGAUGAUACCUUAAAUUGGGUCUACUACAAGGAUCAAACAGGAAACAAUCGGGUAUUUUAUGGAAAUUCUGACAGAUCGUCUACAGUGCAAAAUUUCUUGCGUCCUCCAAUUGUCGCCCGUUACAUCCGACUCCUCCCACUGGGAUGGCAUGUUCGCAUUGCUGUGAGAAUGGAACUGCUCGAGUGCAUGAGUAAAUGUGCUUAGGUAUCAGGCAGCACCCAAAUCAUACAUGCCCCCCCUUACAGAAAGUGUUUAUGAUUAUUUACAAAUGUAUUGUUUUAAAUGGAAAUUCUGUAAUGCCACGUUCAAAGAAGAGGAACUGGUCUGAACGUACUGUCUGUAAUUUACGA